Molecule: messenger RNA, 954 nt
Organism: Trichophyton benhamiae CBS 112371
Lineage: Eukaryota; Fungi; Ascomycota; Eurotiomycetes; Onygenales; Arthrodermataceae
Gene: cbp3
Product: ubiquinol cytochrome-c reductase assembly protein Cbp3
Exons: 4
Coding region: 1-954 (317 amino acids)
Biological process (GO): mitochondrial respiratory chain complex III assembly
Cellular component (GO): mitochondrion
Source: RefSeq, a predicted model, not a curated record
AUGGCGAUAUUUUACGAAGCGAAGACGAAGAAGAAAGCAGAAAGAAAGAAUAGCAGAAGACGAAUUGAAGCAGAGAAGCAGAAGAGGGAAGAUGGAAGUGUCGAGGAGCCGCUGCUGGGCGCAGGUUGGCCAGGUAAGAGAGAAGCUGCUGCUGGUAACAGCGCGAGAGACAGAGAGACUGACAGCUUGCAGGCAGCGAAGAAGCAGCUCGCAGGGAGACAACAGUGCCGUACCUAUAUGUCGUAUGGCAUCGCAGACAGAUUGUUCACCAAUUGCUCGACACAGGCAGAUUACUCGAUAUCAAAGAAGCUGCGAAAGGCCGACCAGGUCCCCAAGGCAGAGUCGGGCGAAGAGAUAGGCGAAGGCAGCGGAUGGUGGUAUGAAGAACUCGGUCUUCUUCCUACCUUCUCGACGUGGGCCCAGGUCACCUUUCUACACAUGUAUCUCCUCACAGUUCGACUGCGCGGCCUACCCACGCCCGAAGCCUUCCAGGUCUACAACAGAUACUUGUUCGAACACUUCUCGCAGGCAGCCGAGCGCCGCAUGGUCGAGGUGCAUGCACUCACGUCCCGCACCGUGCGGGUCUCCUACCUGAAGGAUCUAUUCGUGCAGUGGAGAGGCGCCAUAGCUGCCUACGACGAAGGCAUAGUCAAGGGAGACGCCCAGCUGGCCGCUGCUAUCUGGAGGAACCUGUUCAAGGGGCUAGCCACCGACCACAAGGGCGAAGAGCUCGACUGGGCCAAGAUCGCAAAGGUCGUCUUGUACAUGCGCCGGUCGCUGGACAACCUGGCCGAAUUCGAGACCCAGGAAGUCAUAUUUGCGUUCAUGGAAGGGGCAGGGCCAGAGAUGUUCUUCAACCCUGUCGAGCUCACUGUCUUUGCGAGGAAGGCUAAGAGCGCUGAAGAGUCAAGUAGUAGCAGCCAGAAAAGUCCUCUGGGGUCCCCGAGAACGUAG